AUUUUCACCUUCCCUUUUGCUUCCCUCAAUCAUCACACCUCUCUAUGAUUUCUCUCCUCUCUCAAUAAAAAAUUUCCUUCACUUUCUCUCUAACCAAGCAAAAACGAACCUCCUAUCAUUCCCUUCACGAAAAACGCAUUUCUUAGAGUUCUUUUCUUAUAUGACUUUCUUGAAAAAAUUCAAAAAAAAUUAAAGGUCUUAAAGAUUUGCACUUUCUAUUGAAAAUGUGGUCUAAUAACAACGAAGACAAGAAUUCUCCGGCGAAGGGAUUCUGGACACCGCCGGCGUCAUGGAGGUCUCAACAUUUUCCGGCGGUUGCCAUGAUGCCAAUGUCAGAGAGGAAAGAAAGGGUGUCUUCUCCUAGUUGUAAACGUGAUAUUUUUCAUGUUAUUCAUAAAGUCCCUGCCGGUGAUUCUCCUUAUGUCAGAGCCAAACACGUCCAGUUAAUAGAGAAGGAUCCAAGCAAGGCUGUUUCCCUAUUCUGGGCUGCUAUCAAUUCUGGGGAUCGAGUUGAUAGUGCCUUGAAAGACAUGGCAGUGGUGAUGAAGCAAUUGGAUCGAGCUGAUGAGGCAAUUGAGGCGAUCAAAUCCUUUCGUCAUCUCUGUCCCUAUGAUUCCCAGGAAUCUAUUGACAAUGUGCUAGUUGAACUUUACAAGAGAUCUGGAAGGAUUGAAGAAGAGAUUGAAAUGCUUCAAUGCAAACUGAAGCUCAUUGAAGAGGGUAUUGCUUUUUCUGGCAAGAAGAUAAAGACUGCCAGAUCUCAAGGGAGGAAGAUUCAAAUAACUGUUGACCAAGAAAGAUCAAGGAUAUUAGGGAAUUUGGCGUGGGCUUGCUUACAGCAUCACGAUUAUGGUUUGGCUGAACAAUAUUACAAGAAAGGUAUAUCUUUGGAGCCAGAUCAGAACAAGCAGUGCAACUUGGCUAUCUGCUUGAUGCACAUGAACAGAAUUCCAGAAGCAAAAUCUCUGCUUCAAACCGUAAAAGCUUCAUCUGGAAUUAAACCAAUGGAUGAUUCCUAUGCUAAAUCUUUCCAGCGUGCCUGUCAAAUCCUGACUGAAUUAGAGUCACAUUUAAUAGUUAAACCAACCGAACAAGAUGAAAAAGUUCACCAAAGGUCUUUGGCAUUGCCUACCACCAGAAAUUUGAAAGAGAUUGCUAGCUCCCGGAAUGGAGAUGUUUCGGGAUUCGUGGACUCUAGAAAGUGCACAGGUGUAUUUAAUGAAGAUAGAGUGCUGUCAGAUGAACAUAAUAGAAGAUCUUAUUUGCAGAAUCACUCUGAGAAUGAGAAAAGCUUCUUUGCAUCCAAUAAUAGGAGUUCUCAAUGUAUAUCACCUGGACUGAGAGGUGGUCCCCAGUCUUCUCCACAAACCGCAGUUGAAAAUAGCUGGAGGAGAGAUUCUAGUUUUGCCAGCCCAGGUGAAAGGCUUGGUUUUGCCAGCAAAAUGCAGGAUUAUCGGUUUAGUUUUGCUGAAAUAGGCCCAAGUUCAGAACAGAAGAAGACAUUUACAUCUCCAGCCAUACAUACACAACCAAGAAGAUGUUGCUGGGGGUUCGAUAAUGUAGAUCAGAGAAGGAUAAGGUGGGGAGAGGAUACAGCUGAGACAGAAAAAGAGAAUGCAAUCCGGAAUCUCUCUGGAAAACUAUUAGACUUAACUGAUAAUCAUACAAGCUGGAAAAGAAAUGUUCAGGAAAGUGGUCGCCAAAGGAAAUCUGCAACAGAAGACAGUAACACAAGUCUAAAGUGUUCCACGGAGCAGACCGUGGUUAUUGACAAUGCAGGGGUAUCAAAAGCCUCCACUACUUGUGACUGGGAUCAAUCAGCAGAAACUUUUGGAAAUAAGUAUCUUGGAAAGGACAGCUCACUCAAAUCUCAUCGCAAGAGUUGGGCAGAUAUGGUUGAAGAAGAAGAAGAAGAAGAAGAAGUGGACCUGUUAACUACAGACCUUGGCCAGAGUUUCCAUAGUUGGAAUUAUGAAGGAGCAUGCAGUGAUGAAAAUCUAAAUGUCAACACAUUUCAUCAGAAUUCUUACCAAAAGAAUCAGCUAGGAACUAUAUGUCAAAAACUUGAAGCAGCUGAUCUUCAAGAUGGCUAUGCUACAUCCUUGAAUGCAGUUUCAUCAAGGAAUUCCAAUGCGCGACGCUCACUGUCUUACGAAUCUGCAGAGGAUGUGAAUACAAAGAGGAGAAACAGGUUGCAGGUUUUCCGAGACAUAACUCCUACUCCAGAUAGUCCAUGAGCUUGAAUCAAAAUACGUCAGAAGUGGAUAUAAUUCAGUGAUGUUUGAGAGUUUUUGAACUGCACCGAUCAAAAUCAUGUAAUAUGGAGUGUUUAUUCUUUUUUCUAUCUCAAAUUUUUUCUGCUUGGUGAGAUACUGUUGCAUCAAGCAUUGUGAUGUCUUUUUCAGGCCUUCUUCCCGCCUUCAUUGUUUCCUUGUAUAGUGAGUGUAUCCAUGUCACUCAUCAAUCAUGAUAUUAAACACAAAACUUCUAGUUCUGAUUA
This is a messenger RNA of Populus euphratica (Euphrates poplar), 2500 nucleotides long. Its product is annotated as protein POLLENLESS 3-LIKE 1. Gene Ontology annotation, molecular function: protein binding. The transcript is spliced from 5 exons. Lineage: Eukaryota; Viridiplantae; Streptophyta; Magnoliopsida; Malpighiales; Salicaceae. The record is from RefSeq and is a predicted model, not a curated record. The coding region runs from base 225 to 2237 and encodes 670 amino acids.